GGCAGACGAACAGGCCACACAGUGACACAGCACAACAGAUCCUCGGCGGUCGGCGCAGUAGCCACAGAGAUGGCCCUCGGCGACAGCGCCACCGGCACCCCGCCGCCGGUGGCCAAGCUCUCCAUCUCGGGCGCGGCCCUGGCCGCGCUGCUGCACCGCUGCGCCGCCGCCGCCGGCGACUGCGACGGCCUCCUCUUCGGCCGCGCUGCGCACCUGCCCGCGCCGCCGGCCGCCCUCUCCGACUACGACGACGCCGCGGCCCCGCCCGCCCCCGCCCUCUCCAUCUCCGUCUCCGGCCACUGCUCCCUCUCCAGCCCCUCCUCCUUCUCCGAUUCCCUCGGCCGCUUCCAUGCCCCCUCCUCCUCCCCCGCUCCGAUCGGCUUCUUCUCCUCCCGCCGCCGCACGGCGCUCCGCCCCUCCAUGCGGGAGACCGCGCUCGCCUACUCCCUCUCCGAAUCCCUAGCCUCCGCCCACCCGCUCCUCCUCAUCCUCGUCUCCCCUUCCGCCUCCCCCAACCACUCCACCCACUCCUACGACUACCGCGCCUUCCUCCUCCUCGCCGGCCGCCUCGUCCCGGCCUCGCUCGCCGUCGUGAACGUCGGCCCCGGAUUCCGGGACCAGUACCACGCCUUCACCGCCGACUCGCCCAUGCCCUGGCUGCCGUCGGCGCCGGCGCCUGGGCACGCUCACACCAUCGCGGAGCAGAAGGCGGUGGAUGAAAUGGUGGACGGGUUUGGGGUCGGGAGGCUGCAGGGGGUCCUCGGCUCUGCGGCGGGGCAGGCGGCCGAGAUGGAUGAGAUGUACGCGGGGAUGCUCAGGAAGCUGGGGAAGCUCGCCAGGGAGGUGGAGAAGAGCAAUCUCCGCGUGCUCGAGCAGGAAAAGCGGAACCUGGUGCUGAGGUAUAAAUAUGCAGGAAUGGAGUAGGACCAAAGUGUUUCUGGUCUUAGCAAGGUAUAUAUGCAUCCUGAAUUCCUGACUGAGUUAUGGUGUUCUGUCAGACCCUUUCUUAGUGUGUCAUGCAGAUUUGUAAUGACCUGAAAUGUUCAUUAGUAGUUCCAAGUCGCACUCCUGUUUUGGUAACAUUAUUUUUCAUGUGCCCUGUAUUGUGUUGUGACUGACUGCUUUUGUUAGUCUGAAGAUAUCUGUAUCAUAUCUUUUUGAAUUUUGACAGAAAUGGCUGGAACACUGCCCUUCAUAUUAGACCAUGGAUAAUAAUUACCUA
Messenger RNA from Sorghum bicolor (sorghum), 1222 nucleotides. RefSeq lists its product as uncharacterized. Gene Ontology annotation, molecular function: polyubiquitin modification-dependent protein binding. The record is from RefSeq and is a predicted model, not a curated record. The transcript is spliced from 2 exons. Bases 70 to 924 code for a protein of 284 amino acids. NCBI's taxonomy places the organism in Eukaryota, Viridiplantae, Streptophyta, Magnoliopsida, Poales, Poaceae. Gene Ontology annotation, cellular component: nucleus.